Pseudomassariella vexata is the source of this 1080-nucleotide messenger RNA. RefSeq names its product putative D-mandelate dehydrogenase. The transcript is spliced from 2 exons. NCBI's taxonomy places the organism in Eukaryota, Fungi, Ascomycota, Sordariomycetes, Amphisphaeriales, Pseudomassariaceae. The record is from RefSeq and is a predicted model, not a curated record. Gene Ontology annotation, molecular function: glyoxylate reductase (NADPH) activity; hydroxypyruvate reductase [NAD(P)H] activity; NAD binding. Bases 1 to 1080 code for a protein of 359 amino acids. Gene Ontology annotation, cellular component: cytosol.
AUGGCCGAACCAACAAACACGCCCAUGCCCCCCAGCACCCCCAUCUCGGCAACCCCACGGUCCAUGUCCCCGGUCCCGCCGCCAGUUCCCAGCUUCCCGACCCCAUCCGCCUCGGCUAUCGAUCUAGCCUCCACCUCCUCGUCCACCUCUCCACCGGGACCCAGGAAACCGAUCAUCCUCCAUAUCGGCGACCCCAUCAAAUACAACCCCACCACCUACGCCACCCUAACCCGGCUCUUCGAUGUCGUCCGCCCCUCCGAAUCCGAACGCCACCGCCCCGAAUUCAUCCUCUUCGCCAGCGCCGGCGCUGGGUUCGACUGGGCCGAUACCAAAGCUCUCGGCGAGCGGGGGAUCAUCUACUGCAACGGCGGGCUCGCAGCUGCCGAGGCAGUCGCCGACUUCGCUGUCGCCAUGGUGAUUUCCACCUUCCGCUCCUUACCAUUCUGCAUCGGCGCCGCAUCAUCAGGAAGCGCAGAGAAAUUCGCCGACUGCCACGCCAACGCGACGGCCGUGAGCCGAAAUCUACGAGGCCACAAGCUAGGCCUGGUUGGGCUGGGCAACAUCGGGCAGCAGAUCGCGACGAAGCUGCGCGUAGCUUUCGGCAUGAACAUCCUGUACUUCGACAUUCUCCGCAAAAGCCACGAGGUGGAGAAGGCGCUCGGCGCGCAAUUCUGCUCGAGCAUGGAGGACGUCAUCCGCGCGAGCGACUGUGUGGUCUUGUGCACGCCGUCGGGCGCGGGGAAGGUUAUCAAUGCGACGAGUUUGGGUUGGUUCAAGCCCGGCGCAAGGUUUGUGAAUAUCGCGCGGGGAUCGCUCGUCGACGAGGCCGCCCUGGCGGAUGCGUUGGAAGAGGGGAGGUUGAGCUCCGUUGCGUUGGAUGUGCAUUCCGAUGAGCCGCAUGUUGAUAAGCGGCUGUUGGCGCUGGCCGGGUCGAGAGCGCUGUUGACGUGUCAUAACGCAGGGGGCACGGUGGAGACGCAUAUUGGGUUUGAAGAGUUAAGUAUGAGGAAUAUCAUGGCGGUUUUGGGCGGUAAGGAUGCCAUUACACCGGUGAAUUUGCAGUAUUUGCAGAAGUCGUGA